AAGUCUAGCUCUUAAUGCGCUCCUGUGGCAGCUACUUUUUUGACAGCUAGUGUCAAGAAUCAUAGCCUGGAGGCUCCCUUCUCUUUCCAGCGCCGCUUCCAACCGACUGGGUGACUUCAAAGAAUUAGCCUGACUUCCGUGCCCCGCUUUCCUUAUUUGUAAAAUAGAGAUAGCAUCUCUCACUUCUCUGAGAGUCCUGGGCGCCCUGCCCAUAAAUCCAGUACAAUGGGACACUCCAUUGCUUUGGCCCGGGGAAACGAGAAUGGCAGAACCAGUUGUAGUGUAAGUGUAGACCUUAGUGCCCAGGCUCCUUCUUUCCCUUUCCCUGAUUGGACAUGGGGCCAAUGCAGAGUGGAAGAGAAGGAUGCUGUGCGGACCCUCAACACCCUUCAGACCAAUGCUAGCUUCCUAGAGCAAAUCAAGCAAGAACGGGGAAACCCACAGGUCCAGCUAGAAGCCAUGAAGGAUUAUUUGGUCCGAAGUGGGCUGCAGAUAGAGGAUUUAGAUCGACUGAAGAUUAUCCAUGUGACUGGGACUAAAGGGAAGGGCUCCACUUGUGCCUUCACAGAACGUAUUCUCCGUGGCUACGGUCUGAAAACUGGAUUCUACAGCUCUCCUCAUCUGGUGCAGGUCCGGGAGCGAAUCCGUAUUAAUGGGGAACCCAUCAGCCCGGAGCUCUUUACCAAAUACUUCUGGCGGCUCUACCACCGGUUGGAGGAAACUAAGGAUGACACUUGUGUCAGCAUGCCCCCUUAUUUCCGCUUCCUUACCAUCAUGGCCUUCCACGUGUUUCUCCAAGAGAAGGUGGACCUAGCAGUGGUGGAGGUUGGCAUUGGUGGUGCUUAUGACUGUACCAAUAUUGUCAGGAAGCCAGUGGUCUGUGGGAUAUCCUCUCUGGGCAUAGACCACACCAGCAUCCUGGGUGACACUAUUGAGAAGAUUGCAUGGCAGAAAGCAGGCAUCUUUAAGCCUGGAGUUCCGGCCUUCACUGUGUCCCAGCCAGACUCCCCCCUGGAGGUCCUGAAGGACCAAGCCCGACAGUUGCUGUGUCCACUGUACUUGUGCCCCUCACUGGAGGCCUUCGAGGAAGAAGCGCAGCCACUUCAACUGGGGCUGGCAGGUGAUCACCAGCGGAGCAACGCUGCCCUGGCCCUGCAGCUGGCCCGGUGCUGGCUCCAACGACAGGGCCACAAGGGUAUUGGGGAACUGAGGGCAACCAGGCUGACCUCCCAGCAAUCUCUGCCCUUGGCUCCUGUGUUCCAUCCCACCUGGAUUAUGAAGCAGGGGCUUUGGCACACAGAAUGGCUAGGCCGGACACAGGUACUGAGACGAGGAGCCCUCACCUGGUACUUGGAUGGGGCACACACCACUAGCAGUAUCCAGGCUGGGAUAAAGUGGUUCCGCCGGGCAGUACUUAACCAGGAGAAGUCUAUCAAUGGCCCCGAGGUUCGGGUUUUGCUCUUCAAUGCCACUGGAGAACGGGAUACAGCGGCACUACUCAAACUGCUGCAGUCAUGCCAGUUUGAUUAUGCUGUCUUCUGCCCUAAUCUGACUGAAAUGUCUCCUGUAGGGAAUGCAGACCAGCAGAACUUUACAGUCACCCUGGACCACAUGCUGACACGGUGUCUAGAAAACCAGAAACAGUGGAACCAGCUGGCAGAGGAGAAGGCAGGACAGGAUCCCUGGUUGGCGCAGGCCCCAGAACCCAGCACUGGACCCUUGCACGGGCCUCUUCUCCUGGUCCCCCCAGCUCCUCGGCCUCUCAACACCAACUCCCUUGUCUUCAGCUGCAUUUCCCAUGCCCUGCAAUGGAUCAGCCAGGGCCGGGACCCCCACUUUCGGCCCUCUAGUUCUCCACGGGGACUUCACUCCCACCCUGUGGCCAGUAGUGGGGCUGUCCUCCUCAAGGAAGCCUCCUCUAUCCAGGUGCUGGUCACUGGCAGUCUUCACCUGGUGGGUGGGGUCUUAAAGCUCCUCGAUCCCACCCUGUCCCAGUAAUGGGGCUGGAGCUCAUUCCUGGAGGGGAACAGUUCCCUCUGCCUGUGGCCUUUUCAUUCCCAUUCCUUCUCUUCCCCAUCUUUCCCAAACUUCUCCACAUCCGACAGGUGCCUUUUUCCUUCUGCUUUUGAACUUUCCAUGGCAUCCUGCUUUAAGGAACGGGAGGUGUGGAGUGGGGAGGUGAGAGUAGGGACCCUCCCCUUAGAAGGGAGCUGUGUGCCCUGGAUCCCUCUCCUGGGAGGCCAGGUCAGGAGUGGCCAGGCUGUUUGAGCCAGGCCAGGCUCAGAUGACCACAGCUCAUCUCACUGGAUUAAGACUGAGCAGGAUUCCUGGGUCUUAGGCCCUAUACAUCCUCCUGACUAACAAGCUAUGCUGACCUUUGCAAGUCCCUUGAGGCAACCCACUCUGUGCCUCAGUUAUCUUGUUACUGGAAAGUGGGAGGGUGAACCCUUCCAACCACUGCUGUUACCACCCUUCCCUCCCCCCAGUCCCCAGCACUGCCCUAGAGGGCACCCAGACUCUGACACCCCAGCCCCCCGCCUGGGUGUCCUCGGGAGCCCGGAAGCUGUGGAGCCGGAGGCCUUCCUGGCCUGGGCCCAGUGCAUUGUGUGAGCAGGCUGGCUGGAGGCCCAGGGCCCUGCUGCUUGAUAGAUUUCCUCCUCCCUGAGGGUUCUGGGAAGGUGGUGAGCCCUAACCCUGGGUGGGGUUUGGCCCUAAGAAGGGGGCGGAGCAGACUCAUGGAGUUCAAGAUGAUAAUGAGUUGAAAGUGUUUUUUUUUUAAUUAAAAAUCUUUUUCCAAGAGACUUAUGCCUCAAACUCCCUUGACAGCCCAGACAAACAAGAAGGAUGAGAUCAGAAAUGUAGUUUAGGGAGCCCUAUGUUCCCUUUGGACUUGACCACUCGGAACCUCAGUUUCCCCCGUGGAAAAUGCUGAAGCUGGA
Messenger RNA from Sarcophilus harrisii (Tasmanian devil), 2939 nucleotides. It is a transcript of the gene FPGS, whose product is annotated as folylpolyglutamate synthase. Bases 226 to 1998 code for a protein of 590 amino acids. NCBI's taxonomy places the organism in Eukaryota, Metazoa, Chordata, Mammalia, Dasyuromorphia, Dasyuridae. Gene Ontology annotation, molecular function: ATP binding; tetrahydrofolylpolyglutamate synthase activity. The record is from RefSeq and is a predicted model, not a curated record. Gene Ontology annotation, cellular component: mitochondrion; cytoplasm; cytosol. The transcript is spliced from 15 exons. Gene Ontology annotation, biological process: tetrahydrofolylpolyglutamate biosynthetic process.